Molecule: messenger RNA, 2334 nt
Organism: Nerophis lumbriciformis (worm pipefish)
Lineage: Eukaryota; Metazoa; Chordata; Actinopteri; Syngnathiformes; Syngnathidae
Gene: metap1d
Product: methionyl aminopeptidase type 1D (mitochondrial)
Biological process (GO): proteolysis
Molecular function (GO): metalloaminopeptidase activity
Source: RefSeq, a predicted model, not a curated record
GCGGUGAAGGUGAACACGUGACUAGUAAUGGCGUCCUCCGGCGCUGGCCGACUAGUAAGAAGAUCAGGAGCGGGUGGUCUUCUUGGAAGGGUGCACUGUCUUCAACAGCGGGGGUCUUCCCCACUGCCACUGUGUCAGCAACAUGGCCGCUUCUUCUGGGAGAAGUGGAAGAAGGCCCACUCUCACAGUGUAGUUGGCCCUGCUACUGUACGACCUGCUUACGCAGUACCAAAGCACAUUGUGCGCCCAGAUUACGUCAGCACAGGACUGGUCCCAGAAUGGCCGGACUACGUAGAAAUCCACAAUCCAGAGCAGAUCCAAGGCCUGGCCAGAGCCUGCCAGUUAGCCCGACAUGUGCUGCUACUAGCCGGACACAAUCUGAAAGUUGGUAUGACAACAGAUGAAAUAGACUUCAUUGUACAUCAGGAGACUAUCCGGCAUAACGCCUACCCCUCCCCUCUUAGAUACGGGGGUUUCCCAAAAUCUGUUUGUACGUCUGUGAACAACGUGGUGUGUCAUGGCAUACCUGACAGUCGGCCGCUUGCAGACGGUGAUAUCAUCAACGUCGAUGUCACUGUGUAUUUGGAUGGUUACCAUGGCGACACAUCGGAAACCUUCUUAAUUGGCCAGGUGGAUGAGGUUGGGCGGCGACUGGUUGAAACGGCGAGGCGCUGCAGAGAUGAAGCUGUCGCAGUUUGCAAGCCGGGUGCACAGCUUUGUGUCAUUGGGAACACUAUUAGUGAAAUUGCUCAAGCAAGUGGAUUCCAGGUGUGUCCUUAUUUCAUUGGACACGGCAUCGGCUCCCACUUCCAUUGCCACCCUGAGAUCUGGCACCAUGCCAACGAUAACGACAUGACCAUGGAAGAAGGCAUGGCCUUCACCAUAGAACCCAUACUGAUGGAGGGCUCUCCAGAGUUUAGAAUACUGCAAGAUAAGUGGACUGCAGUGUCCACAGACCAGAAAAGGUCGGCUCAGUUCGAACACACGCUGGUAGUUACGUCUGACGCAGUGCAAGUUCUCACCAAGUUGCCAGAGGAGAACAAGCUGUGACCUGACUUGAAAAACAUCCAACAAACUUCAAUGCAUCUAUUUCAAUAUAUUUUCUCCCUCACAUUUGAAAAUCAGCCUUAGAAACAAGUUAACAAUCAACAGGACACGUCUCUCUUUUUCAAUCAAAUCUCACCUCAACUUUAUACAUUAUUUUUAUGUGUUGAAUGCAUCAAACUUAGAGGAUAAAAAAAGUGUUCCUGUUUUUUUUAAAUCGCUAUUGUACCGCAUUUAAGUUGGGGGACAUUUAUAAAGUUAACCUAUAUGUCUAUUUGAGGUGAGGCGUAAAGUAAAGUAGACCUGGCAACAAUUGAGCCCCAAUCAUUGUAUUUCACUACAAGGUAACAAUGUGUGCUGUUUGUUAGAAUCCUCUCGUGCUCCAGGUUUAGUGAUCUGUAGUACUGGGGAGCGUCUGUCCUCUUGUGCUCCAGAUUUAGUGAUCUGUAGUACUGGGGAGCGUCUGUCCUCUUGUGCUCCAGGUUUAGUGAUCUGUAGUACUGGGGAGCGUCUGUCCUCUUGUGCUCCAGGUUUAGUGAUCUGUAGUAUCGGGGAGCGUCUGUCCUCUUGUGCUCCAGGUUUAGUGAUCUGUAGUACUGGGGAGCGUCUGUCCUCUUGUGCUCCAGGUUUAGUGAUCUGUAGUACUGGGGAGCGUCUGUCCUCUUGUGCUCCAGAUUUAGGGAUCUGUAGUACUGGGGAGCGUCUGUCCUCGGGGACGUUGCUGUUCUUGCCUCACUAUAUCUGUGGAAGUGUGUAGUGCUUGGCUUCACUGUGACUACCGUGGGAGACCAGGAAAUACUGAUGUCUUUUUUUUAAUUGUUAAUAAGGAUACAGCGUUAUGCAGAGGUGUACUUAGAACAAUUGAAUAGACAAAUGAGGGGCUGUGAAUAUUUUCUUAAUAUUUUCUAAUUAAGAAGCACUAUUAAUCAAUGUUUGGUUAGUCAGCACAUUCAUUGAGUAACCUUUCAUAAAACAAAAUGAUAUAAUGUACACUGGUACCUCAACUUAUGAGUGUUUUGAGAUAAGAGCUAUCUCUGGACUAAUUGUUAUGUUUCUGAGGAAGAAGCAUCCACACCAUUAGUUGGGCUAGUAAGCCAUUCUUACUUGCUAUCAUUAGCGUGUAGCUAGAGAUGGACAUAAGGAGAAGUGGAUGAUCUUUGAAUUAAAGAAAUCAAUCAUCAAUACCAUGACCCGGUGUGUAGUGGACAUGGGGAGCAGUGCUCGUCUGCACCACACUGAGGCAGGGAUGUUAAAAUAGUAUCAUUUAUCCAUGAAAAUAUGAGAAGCUGU